Capsaspora owczarzaki ATCC 30864 is the source of this 2961-nucleotide messenger RNA. RefSeq lists its product as hypothetical. Lineage: Eukaryota; Filasterea; Ministeriida; Capsasporidae. The record is from RefSeq and is a predicted model, not a curated record. The coding region runs from base 128 to 2791 and encodes 887 amino acids. The transcript has 6 exons.
UUUCUCUGUUUCAAUUUCUCUUGAUUGUUUGCUUGCCAUCCCAUUCAUACGCUCUCUCUCUCUCUCUCUCUCUCGCUCUCUCUGACAUCAAAUCAAUGCAAAGUCAAUCCGAUCCGACGGAAGGGGAAUGAAGUUUUCGAUUGUAGGCGCACCGGGCAGCGAGAGCGAGCAUGCCGUGCUGCAGCUGAAUGAAGCGCUGCAACGCUGCAUGGACCCGUCACCGUCACAGGUGGCCGCAACCUUGGCGUACAGCGUGCACCUCGAUGACGCUGGACGGCGCCUCGGGAUGCUUGAGCUUGGAGAUCGCGCUGGUGAGCGGACGGGCAGCGCGUCGGUUCUGUCAUCGGACCCUGCUCCGCACCUCCGCUACCAAGGCAAGCAGGAGUUUGACAAGGUCCAGCUCAAGUACAACAGCAAUGCAAACUCGGCUCUUGCUGCGAUUAGUGAUGGUACAUGUGAUGUCGCAGUCGUACACAUCGAAUCGGUGGCAAAACCCGCUCUGGACACGAUCGACGCGAUCGCCGCCCACACAAAUCUCAGAAUCUUGUGCACGUUUUGCCCGACCGUUUCCUUUGUUCUUGCUCGAAUUCCUGGAGGCAACCCGAAUUCGGACUCUAAUCUGGUCGUUUGCUCAGAACAAGCGGACGAGAGCCUUAAGGAUUGGCUGUCGACUGUUUUUCUCGGUCCAGUCAUGCAGGACCGAGUUUACACCCUUGAUGAAGUCGCCCCGCAUGCGCAAGCGUUGCAAAAUUCAUCGCCGCGCGAGUCAUAUGCCAUAAACUGCGUCGUCUCACAUCGAACAGCGGCCGUGAUGGGACUUUCUAUUAUCUGCCAUGUGCCGACAACAAUUUCCAAUGCAUGGGUCAAAUCGCAAUUCGCCAUGGUCACGAGCAAUCCAGGUCCAGAAACCAGCCACGAAGCAGGCCGUCGACAGAGCCUGCUGCGUUUAACAACCCAACGCUUGUGCCCUGCUGGUUGCGAAACAGUCAGCGCCUACUCGUUCGUACUUCCCAACAAAAGCGGUGCUCUUCUUCGCGCCACACAAGUGUUUAAUUUGCGCAAUCUCACUGUUGGAGCAGUGCACAGUCGCUCGAUUCGUUCUGCCAACCCCAAUGUUAAGCCUGAUGUCGGGCAUACAACUUGGAUUGAGUGUAGUCGAGUACCUGUCCAAAAACAUCAAGCCAUUCUGGAUGAUUUGGCAGAUGUGGCCAAGGCGGUUCAAUGGCACGGCGCGUUUCCCGCGUCGAUCAAGCUUCCUAUUCCAUUUUUUCAAGACCAGUGCUACAUGUGCCGCAAUGUCUUUCAGGACAUCCAGUUGAUGUCCGACUCUCAGCCGUCUUUGGCUCCGCUGGUCGUUUCGGCCGCGUCGGUCGAGCCCAACGACUCGUCCAACUUGCCCAUGAACAUUCUAGACUUGCCGUUCGAGGUCAUGGAGCUCAUCUUGAUGCACGUCGCAGCACCUCUGCGCGAUUAUUCUCUGGUGCAUCCACAUUUCAGGCCGUCGUCGGCUGCGGCAUGCGCCGUGCGAGUGAUGGUGGUCGCGAAAGUGUGCAAGCGCUGGAGACAUGUGCUGCACCGGUGCUCGUCCUUGUGGCGCCAGCUCUGCUUGGCCCGUGAGCGCGAGAUGGUUUCACAACGGAUUUUGACGUCGAGUUUUGUCUCUUAUGAGACAAGUCUCCAGCAUUGGAAGCCCUUUCGCCUCACUGAGUCGUGCACCGCAGCUACUUCGGCUGCCCAACUCGGCGAAGAACCGCUCAGCAAGUGGUACUUGGCGUUCAUGCACUGGUCUCGAACCUUGCAAAACUGGGAGAGCGGUACGCACUCGAUCAAGUACUUUCCGGCGCCUCAACUUGCAGAAAUCUGUCAAGGCCCAAGAAUUGACGCGUACGUGGCGCUGGCUGAUGGGCGUCUCGUGUGCAUCGUGAGACCGCAACAGCAUCAGUAUCUCAGUGAGCAAUGUGCUUUGGUCGUGUUGACCCUUUGCACCCGUGACCAAGACGACGGGCACGAAAUGGCUUGUGAAGAGCGGCCUUUCUGGCACGUUCAGCGAGUGCCGCUUUCGCUGAACUUGCCGAAGGUGACCCGAUUGUUUUCCGACGGCCUUCGCGUCAUUUGUGCAAAUUUGGACCAAGCCGAGUGUUUUGACUUUCGAAACGCUAGCACACCGCGCUCCAUUCGCACAAUUGAAGUCGCUUCCAUUGCUUCGGUCGCGUUCCUCUCUGAAACGCGUGUGGUCGUGGCGGGAGAAGAGGCUGUUUACUCUGUUGCUUUGGACAGUCAAGCGCCACCAGUUCUGAUUUCGGACAUGGCUGGAGUAAUCGUCAUUGGGCAGCCAGUGGUGUCGACAAGGUCUUCUCUGCGUCGCGCAAGCUCAAGCCAACCAGUCCCGUUGAUUGCAUUCCAACGUCAACCCGGGACUACCCUGGCGAUCAGCGAUCAGACCGACUGUCAGUGGACAUUUGAUCCUCUCAAUCAUUACGUCGUAUUCAAGCCGCUGAACGCGAACGGGGAAGACCACCUGCCGUUCGCAUUGAAUGUGCCAUUUCAGAGGUACUUUGAGGAUGGCGAAGAUUCGGCCACGGGUGUUGUGGGAUCUCAUGCGCUCCUCUACACGCGCUCACCAAUCACCGCCAAGCAAGUCCACUCACAGUGUGACACUUGGCAAUUGCGCCUUCCGGGAAAGGAUCACAUAGUCGUUCCGUACCAAGGAUCUCAGUUGUUGGCGAUUCCCCGUUCGCCGACUCUGGCCAGUAGUGGAGCUGCUCUCGUGAAUUUUGCCCCACAGGACUAGGCUUUGAGUUUCGCUGUUGUGCAACUAGAUGCUCGGAGGAGUUUGCCAACGCGCGUUCUGGUUGCACCCUUUUUUGUUUGCCGUUUGUGUGUUGUUUAUUUUGAAUCUUGUACUGAUACAUGCAUCUUACUACUGCAGAGUGUGUCAGUUUGAAUCAAACCCCCCUUCCC